AUGUCAAACGAAUUUGCGACCGGAGAAUGGCUAGAAGUUCUAGAAUUUCCGAAGAUUAUAAAUCAACAUAGGCAAAAUAAUCAAGCAAUACCCAUUUGUUUUGGAGAAUUUCUGAAGUUUCUAAAUCAGCUAAGGCAACAUACUCAAGCACCACCCAUUUCUGCUGGAGAAUUGCUGGAAAUUCUGAACCUAUAUUAUCAAGCACACAUCAUUACUUUAGAAGAAUUUUGGGACAUUCUAACUCUACAAAGCCAAUGUAAUCAGGCACCAUCCAGUCCUUUUCGAGAAAUUCCGCAAUCAGGCCAAAAUUAUCAAGAAUCACACAGUUAUUUUGAAGAAAUUUCACAGCCAAGCCAAAAUUAUCUAGCAUCAUCCAGUUCUUUAGGAGAAAUUCCGCAACAAGGCCAAUUUUAUCUAGCACCACCCAGUUCUUUUGAAGAAUUUCCGCAGCCAUGCCAGGAAUCAACCUUCUACUCUCUAGAAAUUAGUGGAGGUCGACUGAACGAACAUCAUGUGGAGUCUUUGGCUUCUAGCCAAAUACACAAUACAGCAGCUCUUGUGAACCAUAAUGAUCAACAAUUUAUCUUUGAAAAUGAAAAUAAUCAUCAGGCAUUUGAUUCUCAAAAUGAAUUAGAAUACCCGCAGCCAUGCCAGGAAUCAACCUUCUACUCUCAAGAAAUUAGUGGAGGUCGACCGAACGAGCCUCAUGUGGAGCCUUUGGCUUCUAGCCAAAUACACAAUACAGCAGCUCUUGUGAACCAUAACGAUACACUCUCAAACAAUGACAUGCAAGGACCCGAUGACUGUGUUGCCUUCGAUAAGUUUAAUAAUCAACAAAACUCAAAGAAAAAUAAAGCACCUUGGGGAAAGGAAGAAACUAUGUGCUUACUUAUAUAUUUGAUAACUAAAACAAGCUUUUUGUAUAAGUCAGAAGUUGAAGAAAUACUAUGGCCUAGGUUAACUCAAAAGAUUAAGAUGAUUUGA
This is a messenger RNA of Funneliformis caledonium, 984 nucleotides long. The record is from the annotation of a GenBank genome assembly. Lineage: Eukaryota; Fungi; Glomeromycota; Glomeromycetes; Glomerales; Glomeraceae.